Messenger RNA from Acomys russatus (golden spiny mouse), 4174 nucleotides. It is a transcript of the gene Tdrd15, whose product is annotated as tudor domain containing 15. The transcript has 2 exons. The record is from RefSeq and is a predicted model, not a curated record. Lineage: Eukaryota; Metazoa; Chordata; Mammalia; Rodentia; Muridae. Bases 242 to 3973 code for a protein of 1243 amino acids.
UCUGCAUGUUCCAAUAAUAAUCCACACUAUCCUGUCUUGUCCUUUUAGUGACGUUUUCUAAUGUGUAAAGGCCAGUGCUUAUCUCAGCAACAUCUUGUUUAUGUCGGCAACAUCUUGCCUUGUGCAUAUAGUUCUUGCCAACAUCUUUGAUAUGACAAACAAAACAAAACAAAACACAAGGGCUGGUAAGAUGGCUCCAUGAAUAAAGGCCCAUGCUGCGAAGCCUGAUGAUCUGAGUUUGAUGUCCAGAGCCCAUAAGGUGGAAGGAUGGAACAACUGCCACACGUUGUCCUGGGAACUCCAUUCACAUCUCUGUCAUAAAAUGGAUUCUACAUCUUUAUUGCCAACAGUUUUAGAUGCAGAUCUGACAGUUUUACAUAUUGAGUGUCUUCCCAAGGAUAUGCUUGUGAAAUUUCAAGGCAAAAAUAACAGUGAGUGUCAGUUUGACUAUCACAUAUUGCAGAGGGAAAUACAGUAUGUGCCCAAAGUGAGGAGUAACAUGGCUGUUGAUGACUUCUGCCUGGUGGAGGAAAGAGUGACUGGAGAAUGGCAGAGAGGAAGAGUCGUGGGAAAGCAGAAUGAAGUCUACACAGUGCUGCUCAUUGACCGAGGAGAAGAACUGAGCGUGGAUGGUACUAGGGUAGCCUCUGCUUGCAGAAAGUUAUUUGAGCUCCCGCCCAGAGUCAUAUCUGGCAUUUUUGCCAACAUACUCCCACUUGGAGAGAAGUGGUCUCCCAGAGCUUUGAAUUAUUUCAGGUCACUAGUAGGAAUACAGUUGAAAGGCAAUAUGCAAACAAUUUUGCCUCUUCAAAUGUUUCUUCUCGAGGCACCCAAAGUAAUAUCUGGUGUUCUUGAACUACAAUUAGGAAGAUUUAUUGAUAAGGAUACAUUUCGUCUUAUUGUGGAAAUAUUAAAGGAAAACCCCCAGCCAAUGCCAGACUUACUGCAACAUAAAAGACCUGAGUUUUCAUUAAGUACGAAUAAUGGUACUUCCCUUGAUGUUCACAGUGUCCUAGAUAACUUCCAGCCAUCCUUGCCGGUGGGAAGUUUGGACAGCGUCAAAGUGUCAUGUGCACUGAGCCCCAGUAAAUUUUAUUGUCAACUACUUAAGCGGAUUCCAGAGCUAGAAGACUUGACCGAGUGUAUGAAUCUGCAUUACAACACAGUCAGUCACGAGACUGGCCCCACCUGUGAUAAUUUUGGACUCCUGUGUGUUGCUAAAGGGACAAAUGGGUGGUGGCAAAGAGGAGUCCUCCAGGAGCUCCUGCCUGAUAAUCAGGUGAGAAUUUGGUUCAUGGAUUAUGGUAGCAGUGAGGCCAUCCCCUCUGUUCAUGUGAAGAAACUGAAACAGGAUUUUAUUUUUGCACCGUUGUUUUCAUUUCCAUGUUCUCUGACAUGUUUACACAGUCCGGACCAAGAAGAAAGAAAGUGGCAACUGACUAUAUUUAAGCAAGCCCUUUUAGGACACAUAGUAUAUGCCCACAUUGAUUGGUUCAGUGAGAAUGAACAUUUGUAUUAUGUGACUUUGCAGUCUCCAGAAUCUGCAGUUAAUUCUCAGUGUCUGCUGCAGGGCACACAAAUAUGCUGUCCUGCAUUUGAGUCAAAUUUUACCAAUGCCUUGAGCAAGGCAGGCACUUAUGGGACAGACAGCUUUGCAGUGGAUAGUUUUAUUGGAAACGUUGAGCAGUCAGUGGGUGGACUAAAUGUAAAGGAUAAAUUAAAAGCAAGUUUUCCAAUUAGAACUGUAAAAAUGGAGGUAGAAUCUAUGUACGUAGCAUUUGUAGUGAAUGUGUUGGACCCAUCAAAUUUCUGGGUUCGCAUUAAUAAACAUCAGAACAAAUUUCAAGAUAUAAUGAAAACUAUAAAUCGGUUUUAUAAUGCGUCUGAAAAUGAUGACCUAACUCUGAGAAACCCUGAACCUGGACUAUUCUGUUGUGCCAGAUAUAGCAAGGAUAGAUGUUUCUACCGAGCCAUCAUCACAGAAAUGAGUGAUUAUCAAAUUAACGUUUACCUCCUAGAUUAUGGAAGUACUGACUCCAUACCGGUUUUUGAUGUGAAAGUUCUGCUUCCAGAAUUUUGUGAGUUGCCUCCCUUGGCCAUACACUGUUCACUUGCAUAUGUAUCUCCAGCAACAGAUGUAUGGAGAAAGGCAGCAAUAGAUUAUUUUAAAAAAAUCAUUUUGAACAAAGAAAUUUUGCUUCAAGUUAUAGCAAAAAGUGAUGACACAUACAUGGUGGAUAUUCAGAAUAUUGAAGCCCCUGACAAUAUCAAUGUUGUCUCUCUGAUGCUCCAAGCUGGAUAUGCAGACUCUACAGAGGUAGCAUUGGUUUCCCCCAAAUCUCUGAGAGACUAUUCAGUGCUAAAGUUAAAAUCUGAAGCUACACUUGGUGAUAGAAAUGUAGCCUCUGCCCCUGUCAAAAGAUCCAAGCCUGAGAAGUCUCAUUCCAAUAAGCUGAAAGAAAACAUUUCAUCUUUGUGCAGGUUCCUGGAUUUAAAUUCUUCUUUCACCCUGUUUUUUGAACCCGAGUCAUCACAGCCUUACAAGGAACAUGUGUUCAAACCAGGAAAACUUCUCAAAGUCUACUGUUCUUACUGCCACAGCCCAGGUGACUUUUCAUGCCAGCUUCAGUGUAAGUUAGAAGAUUUAAAACUACUGAUGGAACAAAUCCAAGAUUAUUAUAGCAUCUACCCAGAGCCAUAUCAGAAUGGGAAAGUAGCAUGUGUUGCUAAGCAUUCCAGAGAUGGCAGGUGGUACAGGGCUGCCAUCUUGACUCAAGUAUCAGAGCAAGAAGUUGAACUAAUAUUUGUUGACUAUGGCAAUCAAGAACGAGUCCUCAUUAAAGAUCUUUGUGCUAUCAACCCACAUUUUCUUGCAUUAGAAGCCCAGGCUUUCAGAUGCUGUCUCAACUAUUUAGUUGAGCCCAUUAAUUGUAAAAUACUAUACUGGACAGCAGAAGCAUCCAGAGACUUUGGAAAUUUCAUUUCUUCAUGUGGAGGCUUACUUACCUGUAUCGUGUAUGCUUUAGUUCUUGUGCACCCUAGAUGCUUAUGUAACUUAGUGGAUUUACAAUCAUCACUUACCAGUGCAAAUGAAUUCCUUCUUCGCCAUGGCUCCACCCACUACAGCAUCUUAUCAAGGCCACUCCCAUUCUCAGUUAGUCUUUACAGUUACUAUUACUCUUCCUUUGAUAUAAAGAUUGGAAAUGAAGAAGAUGUGUACAUAUCUCAUGUGUAUAGUCCUAAGAAGUUCUAUUGCCAGCUUUGUAGGAACAGUAAAGAUUUAGAGAUGCUGGAGACAAGAAUCACGGAAAUGAUUAGCCUCAAAAUGUGUUCCAAGUAUGAGUGGAACAGAACGAGACUGUGCAUCUCUAAAUACAUAGAGGAUGGGCUCUCAUACAGAGCCUUGGUGAAGCCAAAAGAGUCCUCAUCUACUCCUUGUGUUUAUUUUGUGGACUACGGGAAUGAGCAGUCGGUAGAAGAAAACAUGUUGUGUGCCAUUUCUGAUCAAUUUCCAGAGCUGCUAUUUACACCUAUGCAAGCAAUUCAGUGUUUUCUGUCAGAUCUUAGAGACAUUGAUAUUCCAGGAGAAAUCAAUAGAUGGUUUGAAGACAAUUUCUUAGGGAAACCAUUAAAAGCUGUAAUACUGUCUAGGGAAUCAGAUGGGCAGCUUGGUAUAGACUUAUAUGAUGGGUAUCAACAUAUAAAUCAGACAAUAAAAUUGCUACUUAAUAUUUAUGGAGAAAGACAUUCUGAGCAAGCAUGGUGUGCGGAAAAGAAUCAGAGGUUAAAUCAGGCAUCCUCUGCUUCUCUGAAAGAAAACACAGAAAGAAGCUGUUGCCACAGUGCAAUAAAUAAAACUAGCCUCAAAACACAUUCUGCAAACAAAACAAAAUUGAUGUUUUCCCAAAGCAUAUAUGCCAGAAGUUUGAAACCAUCAGUUUGUUAUAGAGUUAAGCCCAUGCCAAAAAGCUAAGUGAAGAAGUCCUUGAAGGGUAGACUUAAAAAUGUGAAACUUGCUUCCAGGUCUGCACUCAUUCCCUAAAGACAGUGGCAUGAGCCCCAAGUCAGGAGAGAAGGUAUCAAAAUUAUUUACCAAAGACUUAAAUCAAUCAGCUUCUGAAAGCCUGUGCAUCCUCAUUAAACCUCCAAUCACAGAGAUUCCUCAGCGCCACGU